GCAGAUGAGGAGGAGGCGGUGGCAGUGGUGGAAGAAGAGGCGGCAGCGGCGGGGUUAGGGAGUCUGGAAACGCAAGCGGGGAUGGUAGGUGGCUUGGAUCCGCCGGGCCGCCGUCGUUUCCAGAAAGGGUUUGACUGGAGGAACCUCUGGAGCAGCUGUUGCCUGGCUCCUCUGGCUGAUGGCAUGUUGAGGCACAUGGGCCAGGGGCAGCGAGGGCAUCCAGUCCAGAGGGGGCCACUCUAGAGGCCGGGCCACCAGCACCAUGGGCCAGUGCGUCACCAAAUGCAAGAAUCCCUCAUCGACUCUGGGCAGCAAGAAUGGAGACCGUGACCCCAGCAGCAAGUCACACAGUAGGCGGGGAGCAGGCCACCGAGAGGAACAGGCGCUAGCCUGUGGCAAGCCAGGUGGGGAUAUUCUGGUCAAUGGGACCAAGAAGUCAGAGACUGCCACUGAGGUCUGCCAGCUGCCAACAUCCUCGGGAGAUGCUGGGAGGGAGCCCAAAUCCAAUGCCGAGGAGUCUUCCUUGCAGAGGUUGGAAGAACUGUUCAGGCGCUACAAGGAUGAGCGGGAGGAUGCAAUUUUGGAGGAAGGCAUGGAGCGCUUUUGCAAUGACCUAUGUGUUGACCCUGCGGAAUUUCGAGUGCUGCUUCUGGCUUGGAAGUUCCAGGCUGCUACCAUGUGCAAAUUCACCAGGAAGGAGUUUUUUGAUGGCUGCAAAGCAAUAAGUGCAGACAGCAUUGAUGGGAUCUGUGCACGGUUCCCUAGCCUCUUAAUGGAAGCCAAACAAGAGGAUAAAUUCAAAGAUCUCUACCGGUUUACAUUUCAGUUUGGCCUGGACUCCGAAGAGGGGCAGCGGUCACUGCAUCGGGAAAUAGCCAUUGCCCUGUGGAAACUAGUCUUUACCCAGAACAAUCCUCCAGUGUUGGACCAGUGGCUAAACUUCUUAACAGAGAACCCCUCGGGGAUCAAGGGCAUCUCCCGGGACACUUGGAACAUGUUCCUUAACUUCACUCAGGUGAUCGGCCCCGACCUCAGCAAUUACAGUGAAGACGAGGCCUGGCCAAGUCUCUUCGAUACCUUUGUGGAGUGGGAAAUGGAGCGAAGGAAAAGAGAAGGAGAAGGGAGAGGUGUGCUCAGCUCAGGGCCCGAGGGCUUGUGUCCCGAGGAGCAGACUUAGUGGCUCCCCUCCAGGAGCAGCAGCAAGGAUCUGCCCGCUGCCCUGCAGCCAACUGAGGAAAUGAACUUUUUGGGAAUUACUGAAGAUCCGGAUAUUUUCUACUUUACACCUUUCUCUGCCUUGUAUCUGAAAGGGCUCUAAAAUGCUGUAUCAUGUUUUAGGCACUUUCUUCAUUUUUUGGUUAUUUUGGUUAUUUCUUUUUUGGGGGGGUCCCCCAAAAUAUUUGAACCUGGCUACAUGUUGUGUAUCUUUUUUUGAAGCCUUCAGAUAGAAUAAGCCUGCCAUUUCUUGCACAAAUUCAAUUUUUUUUU
Molecule: messenger RNA, 1488 nt
Organism: Choloepus didactylus (southern two-toed sloth)
Lineage: Eukaryota; Metazoa; Chordata; Mammalia; Pilosa; Megalonychidae
Gene: DCUN1D3
Product: defective in cullin neddylation 1 domain containing 3
Exons: 3
Coding region: 263-1177 (304 amino acids)
Biological process (GO): positive regulation of ubiquitin-protein transferase activity; protein neddylation
Cellular component (GO): ubiquitin ligase complex
Molecular function (GO): ubiquitin conjugating enzyme binding; ubiquitin-like protein binding; cullin family protein binding
Source: RefSeq, a predicted model, not a curated record